Messenger RNA from Alnus glutinosa, 3508 nucleotides. RefSeq names its product RNA cytidine acetyltransferase 1. Lineage: Eukaryota; Viridiplantae; Streptophyta; Magnoliopsida; Fagales; Betulaceae. Gene Ontology annotation, biological process: rRNA acetylation involved in maturation of SSU-rRNA. Gene Ontology annotation, molecular function: tRNA binding; 18S rRNA cytidine N-acetyltransferase activity; ATP binding. The transcript is spliced from 26 exons. The record is from RefSeq and is a predicted model, not a curated record. Bases 162 to 3260 code for a protein of 1032 amino acids. Gene Ontology annotation, cellular component: 90S preribosome; nucleolus.
UGUCAGUGUCUGUUACAUUUCAUAACCCCUCAGAUAAACCCUAGGCAAAGCUCAGAAAAGCAACAUAAACCCUAGCCAAGAGCAGAGAGGGAGUAGCCAACCAAGCCUUGCUGCAACUGAGAAGGAAACUGAUCAAACAGUAGCGCAAAAGCAAAAAGAGAAUGAGGAAGAAGGUAGACGAGCGCAUCAGAACCCUCAUCGAAAAUGGCGUCAAAACCCGCCAUCGCUCCAUGUUCGUCAUCAUCGGCGACAAGUCACGCGACCAGAUUGUGAAUCUCCAUUACAUGCUAAGUAAGGCAGUUAUUAAAGCGAAGCCUACUGUUUUGUGGUGCUACAAGGAUAAACUUGAACUCAGCAGUCACAAGAAAAAACGUGCAAAGCAGAUAAAAAAGCUAAUGCAGAGGGGGCUUCUGGAUCCUGAGAAGGUUGAUCCUUUUUCACUUUUUGUUGAAACCGGAGGAUUGACAUAUUGCUUGUAUAAGGAUUCAGAAAGAGUUCUUGGUAAUACCUUUGGGAUGUGUGUGCUUCAGGAUUUUGAAGCUUUGACGCCAAAUCUACUAGCAAGAACAAUUGAAACAGUAGAGGGUGGUGGGUUAAUUGUUUUGCUGCUUCGUUCUCUGUCCUCACUGACCAAUCUGUAUACCAUGGUUAUGGAUGUUCAUGAGAGGUUUCGAACUGAAUCUCAUUCUGAGGCUGCUGGACGCUUCAAUGAGCGUUUCUUAUUAUCACUUGCUUCAUGUAAAGCAUGUGUAAUCAUGGAUGAUGAACUGAAUAUUUUACCAAUUUCAUCACAUCUAAGGUCUAUCACUCCUGUUCCAGUUAAAGAGGACUCCGAAGGGCUUUCAGUGGCAGAACGAGACCUGAAGAAUCUCAAAGAACAACUAAAUGAUGAUAUUCCUGUUGGUCCUUUAAUUAAGAAGUGUUGUACAUUGGACCAGGGAAAAGCUGUGAUUACAUUUUUAGAUGCAAUUUUGGACAAAACGCUUCGUAGUACUGUUGCCUUGCUUGCUGCUCGUGGCCGUGGGAAAUCUGCUGCACUUGGUUUAGCAAUUGCUGGAGCUAUUGCUGCAGGGUAUUCAAAUAUCUUUGUAACUGCACCAAGCCCUGAAAACUUGAAAACCUUGUUUGAAUUUGUUUGCAAAGGUUUUGAUGCACUCGAAUAUAAGGAACAUAUAGAUUUUGAUGUGGUGAGAAGUAGUAAUCCUGAGUUCAAGAAAGCAACUGUGCGGAUCAAUAUUUUCAAGCAGCAUAGGCAAACAAUUCAGUAUAUACAGCCACAUGAGCAUGAAAAGCUUUCCCAGGUUGAACUGCUGGUUGUUGAUGAAGCAGCAGCUAUUCCAUUGCCAGUUGUGAAGUCGUUGCUUGGUCCUUAUUUAGUUUUCCUUUCAUCCACAGUAAAUGGUUAUGAAGGUACUGGUCGGUCUUUGUCGCUAAAACUUCUGCAGCAAUUGGAAGGGCAAAACAGGGAGUCUGCUAACAGUGUGGGGGGCUUUCUUUCUGGCCGUCUUUUCAAAAAGAUAGAAUUGAGUGAAUCUAUCAGAUAUGCUUCUGGGGACCCAAUUGAAUCCUGGCUUCAUGCUUUACUUUGCUUGGAUGUUACAAAUUCCAUCCCUAAUAUUAACAGGAUACCUCAACCCGAUGAGUGUGAUCUAUACUAUGUUAAUCGGGAUACACUUUUUUCCUAUCACAAUGAUAGUGAGGUUUUUUUGCAGCGUAUGAUGGCUUUAUAUGUUGCUUCUCACUACAAAAACUCUCCAAAUGAUUUACAACUAAUGGCGGAUGCUCCAGCGCACCACUUGUUUGUAUUGCUUGGUCCUGUUGAUGAGUCAAAAAAUCAACUUCCUGAUAUCUUGUGCGUCAUCCAGGUUUCUCUUGAGGGACAGAUUUCCCGUAAAUCUGCAAUCAGAAGUUUAAGUGAUGGUUAUCAACCUUCUGGAGACCAAAUACCAUGGAAAUUCUGUGAGCAAUUCCAGGACACCAAUUUCCCUAGUCUUUCAGGUGUUCGCAUUGUCCGCAUUGCUACCCAUCCAAGUGUCAUGAGGUCUGGAUAUGGUUCAAAAGCAGUGGAACUUUUAUCAAGUUAUUUCGAAGGACUGAUUCGUCCUAUUUCCGAAGUGGAUGAUGUCACGAAUUUUACAGAGACACCACAUGCCAGAGUUACUGAAGCUGCGGAGAAGGCUUCAUUGCUAGAAGAAAAUAUAAAGCCUAGAACUAAUCUUCCUCCUUUGCUAGUCCAUCUUCGUGAUAGGCAACCUGAGAAGCUACAUUAUAUUGGUGUCUCUUUUGGGCUUACCCAGGACCUUUUUCGCUUUUGGAGGAAACGUGGCUUUGCUCCAUUCUACAUUGGCCAGAUUCCAAGUGCUGUGACUGGCGAGCAUACAUGUAUGGUCCUUAAACCUUUAAACAAUGAUGAUAUUGAAGACAGUGGAUCGGAUCAAUGGGGAUUUUUUGGUCCGUUUUACGAAGAUUUCAGGCAAAGAUUUACCAGAUUACUGCAUCUUAGUUUCCGUGAAAUGGAGUAUAAGCUUGCUAUGAGCAUCCUGGAGCCGAAAAUCAAUUUCGAGGAGCGGGAAGCUACACCAUCCAGCUCAGAUGGAUUAUUGAGUUCAAUUAAACAAGUUUUAUCUCCACAUGAUAUGAAGCGACUGGAAGCUUAUACCAACAAUCUUGCUGACUUUCAUCUGAUUCUUGAUCUUGUUCCGAUUCUCACACGUCUAUAUUUCGAAGGGAAACUUCCAGUAACAAUGUCAUAUGCACAGGCUUCUGUUUUGCUCUGCAUUGGCUUGCAGGGUCAAAGCUUCACCUAUGUUGAGGGACAGAUCAAGCUAGAAAGGCAACAGAUAUUGUCACUGUUUAUAAAAGUUAUGAAGAAGUUCCACAAAUAUUUAUACAGUAUUGCUUCCAAAGAGAUUGAAUCAACCCUGCCUCAACGAAAAGAAAUUGUGAUGAAACCUCAGAGUGUAUCUGUGGACGAGGAUCUCAAGAAUGCAGCAAAGCAAGUUGAGGAUGAGAGGAAAUCCGAGACGGACGGUUUGUUGAAUCCCGAGCUUCUCCAACAAUAUGCCAUUGGGGACAGAGAAGCUGAUUUUGAGAAUGCUUUGAAGAGUAGAGGUAAGAUACCAUCGGGUGGUCUCAUUAGUUUGAAAUCCAGUAAAAAUAAAAUUGAGAAGCAUGGAAAUCAGAAAGAAAGUCAGAAGAGUGGGAAAAAGCGUAGUAAAGAUGACCAUAGAUCUAAAUCAAACAAAAAGAAGAGAUCCUAAUUAUACUGACUCUGAGAAAUAUCAAGAUGCAAGCAUUUUUUGUGGAUUGCCUAUGGAGGCAGCUGAAGAGGCACCCUUAAAGUCCUUUUCUUGCUUGUUCUUGAUAAACCAGCAUUUAUAUAUAGAUGUAGGGAGAUCUGUUUGGGAAGUAAGAAGCCCAUUAUUCUCAUGAGCGAUCACAUCAUUCUUGUACUUCUUGUUAACUGCUUUAUGUUAGAAUUAGUAUAUAAUUAUACGGAGUUUUGACA